Messenger RNA from Topomyia yanbarensis, 3458 nucleotides. RefSeq lists its product as uncharacterized. NCBI's taxonomy places the organism in Eukaryota, Metazoa, Arthropoda, Insecta, Diptera, Culicidae. The record is from RefSeq and is a predicted model, not a curated record. The transcript has 3 exons. Gene Ontology annotation, cellular component: nucleus. Gene Ontology annotation, molecular function: zinc ion binding. Bases 269 to 3304 code for a protein of 1011 amino acids.
UGAACGACGCUUGGUACGUUAGGCCAAUUGAGGCUCUUAAUCGGAUAACUUUUUCUUUUUGGGGUUUUCUCCUAAAUUCCAGUCAACAAAAAAGUGUUUUAUGAGCGAGUCGCCUUCACCCGACAGCAGUUUGCCAUUCACACUUCACUGUGAAAUUGUUUGCCGUAAACAACCCUUCGAAAAGUCGCGUUUUUCGAAUUGCGUCGGUUUUCAGACCGGUUUCCUUCAAUAGUUAUUUUUCGCAAGUUUUCCGGUGAAAAUAGCCGCAAUGAAGGCAAGAUUAUUUCAAAGAUGUUGUCGACUUUGUUUAGACGAUACGAGGGAACAGUUGGAGAUUCGUUCUGUCGAGCGAUUGACCCAGACGCUGCUGGAGUUGUACAACCUCAAGGUUACUAGCCAAGAUCGGUGUAGCCAGAACAUAUGCAUCGAGUGCUAUCAGGAUGUAAGCGAAUCACAAAAAUGGCUGGAUGUGCUGGAAAAACAAAAGCAAAUAAUCCUAGCCAAUCAACAGCACUUCCAGGAGGAAUUGUUGGAACAGUUGGGACCAGAGCCGAGUCCAGUCGCUGAUAAAAGUUUUUCGCCGUCCAGAUCGACGCGACGAACCAGAAGAUCCGCCAGAAUGGGACUCGAUGAAGAGACAACUCCCAAACCGGCAGCUGCGAUCAAAAACGAACCGGUACAGACGCGUAGUGGCAAGCGAAAAUUGGAAUGGGAACCCAACUCAGAGCAGGAAUCGGAAACGCCUACUGAAGCUACUUCUAAUGGCGACACGGUUGACGAGGAAGAAGCCGUAUCAGACACAACAACCACCACUAGUGACGCGGAAAUAAAAUGCAACAAAUGCGAGGCGUCUUUCGAUGAUAUAAGGGCGCUGGAAAAACAUGUCUGCGAGUUUGUUUGUAGUGUGUGCAGCACUGGUCUUAAGUACAAAGCAAGUCUGAGGCGGCACCUGGUUGAUGUUCACAAAAUCAAGACCAGCGAGUGGACAAAUUACUGGAAUCCAAGAGGGCACGACAAGGACUCACAGAGUUUGCUGGUUGAGACUACGAAACCCAAGAAAAGGUAUCGAUAUGAGAGUGAUUCUCCAACAGAUUUGGAAGAAGAUUCAAGUAACGAUCAAGCACAGGAACCGGGAGCUGAAAUUGUAUGCAAAUACUGCGGGGAACGAUUCGAUAGUACCCAGGAGUUAAAGAGCCAUGACUGUUGCGUUAGAUGUAACAUAUGCGGAUUUACUUUUGCAUCGCGAAAUAAUGUUAAACGGCAUAAGAUUCGUGUGCACAGAAUCGAUCCCUCUGAUCCAUCGUUGAUGGUUAACAGUGUCAGAUCUAUGUCACGUGCUACAUCGCGUCCACCCUCGCGCCCUCCAUCUAGGGCUGCUUCGGAACAUGCAUCCGAAGAUGAACCGCUUGCAGCUUUAGCUACGAGAAGCGAGGAUCAAAAUGAGAGUGGCAUUUCUAACGGUAACAAAACUCCUGGAAAAACAAGAUAUCGUUACUAUUGUACAGACUGUGACUAUUCUAACUUGAAACGCUAUCGUCUCGUGACUCAUAUGCUCGAGAAGCAUGGCAUGGUAAAAGAACAGAUUGAUCCGGAAGCGAUUCCAAAACAAGCAGUAAACGAUGGUUCAAAAACACCAGAGAGACCAAAGACUCCAGCAACGACACCGAUUGCGCGCUCCGAUCCAGUUUAUGCACCGAUACCGGAACCACCAAAGACUCCAGAUUUACUUAUUAGUCUGCAGACAUCACACCAACCGAGAGGUCGAUCUAGAUCCACGUAUCAGGACAGCAUGGAGUACGGUCAAAAAAGAAAGCGCUCUCUUUCUGCUUGUUCAAACAAAUCUUCCCGUAUGGCUCGAUCUCGUUCAAUUCCUCCCCCAGAUAGGGAAGUCCUCGUAGCUAAACGUCGCCUCUCGACAUCCAAUGUCCUAACAAAAGUUCAUCCAAAAUUGCGCAAUACUUUACUGGCUAUGGAAGCAAAUAGAUUGCACAUGAAUAUUCGCCCCGGUUGUGAAUUGUUGCCUCCUAAUCAACCGAUUCGCGUUCGGGCGUCAUCCCACUUCAAUCAGGAGCCAUGUCCAAUGAAGAAACUAUUCAAACUGCGAGCUCCUGUUGGCAUCGAACGUCAACGGGUUCAUCAACUGCGUGCGCUGUUUAGAAAUAUGUCGCCUCGUAUCAGCUGCCAGUCGAAGAUCAGCAGCAUCGAUGUGGAAUCAUUGGUUUUGGAUCACGCACUUUCGACUUCGUCCUCUCCGAUGGAAGUGGUAGAGCAGGACCCCUUGAACAGAAACACACCAGGACCGCUGAUUAUGGACUGCAUCGGGUCAGAACAGGAGGGUGUCGUGUAUGAAGUUCUCGAGGUUGGUACACAGAAUGUGACCACAGUUUGCGGCACGAGCAGUACCGUGCUAGAAGUAGUUGAUGGCUCAGUCACUGAUCAGAUACAAUUGCCGGAACAAAAGAAGAAAAAGAAAAAUAAGAAAGAGAAACGUAGAAAAAGCGUGAAAGAAACUGUCGUACCAGAAGAGCUAGUAAAACCUAAAGAAGAGAAAGAUGUCGAUGAAGCAGAGCCAACGGAAAAUGGUGUAAAUGAUUCGGAUUUCAGCAACAAUAACAACUUCGGAAAUAUGAAUGAGUUAAGUGCUGUUUCAGCUGUGGGGGAACAGUUGCCGCAAUUAGAUGCAACAUGUCAUACUCAAGAGCCCAUGGAAACAGAAAUAGCGGAGCCAUCUAGUACGACGGAAUUCGAAUCAACAGAGCCAUUGAAGCCAAAUAAAUCAGAAUCAAUAGAACAGCCGAAUCCGAUUGUACCAGAAGCUACAGAACAAUCGAGUCCGAUGGAGCCAGAAUCAACAGAACAACCGAGUCCUGUGGAAUCAGAAUCAGCAGCUCAACCAAAUCCUGAGGAAUCAGAAUCAGUGGAGCUAUCAAAGUCGAAGGAAUCAGAACCAGAAGAACAGCAGAAUCAAAUUGAACCAGAAUCACCAGAACCACCGAAAGCUGAGGAACCACCGAAACCUAAGGAACCAGAAUCAGCGUCAGAUGAACAGCAGCAAGUAGCUGACACCGCAGUUGAGAAGAUGGGCCAAUCCGUCGUGUCAAAUGGGCACGACAACGUUCACGAAACGACUGAGACAGCGGAAGCUCACACAACUGAGAAACAAACUACAGACGAACGUGUGCCAUCGGAACUGUUGCAAGAAGAAGAAGAACAGGUAGGAAAUAUGGUGGAGGAAGUCUCGGAGGAACGAAGCCCAGACGAUGAGCAGGAGGAGGAAGAUGAUCAAAUGAUAACACCGGAUUGAUGUGAAAAUAUAUAAGAAAUAUAUAAGGCAAAAAUAAUUAAGAAGUAAACGAGUUCGAUUGUACUAGAUUACAGUUGCCCGGGCGAAUUAAUUGUUACAGAGUUAAUUUUAUGACGACACUAUCAUAUUAUAACAACCAGAUGCUUUGAAUAAA